Bombina bombina (fire-bellied toad) is the source of this 465-nucleotide messenger RNA. RefSeq names its product leukotriene C4 synthase-like. The coding region runs from base 1 to 465 and encodes 154 amino acids. The transcript has 5 exons. Gene Ontology annotation, molecular function: glutathione transferase activity; leukotriene-C4 synthase activity; glutathione peroxidase activity. Gene Ontology annotation, biological process: leukotriene biosynthetic process. Lineage: Eukaryota; Metazoa; Chordata; Amphibia; Anura; Bombinatoridae. The record is from RefSeq and is a predicted model, not a curated record. Gene Ontology annotation, cellular component: nuclear envelope; endoplasmic reticulum; membrane.
AUGCGUGAUCAGGUUGCUCUGCUAGCCUUUGUCACUGUGACAGCUGUUUUACAACAAGCUUAUUUUUCCAUGCAAGUUAUUUGGGCACGAAGAAAAUAUAAGGUUUCUCCUCCAGCCACAUCUGGUCCUCCGGGAUUUGAACGGAUUUUCCGUGCACAGCUGAACUGUUCAGAAUAUUUCCCUCUUUUCAUAUCAGUGCUUUGGGUUGCUGGGAUAUUUUUCCAUCAAGGAAUUGCAGCAAUAAGCGGUUUAGCUUAUCUGUAUGCUCGAUUUGAAUACUUUCACAGAUAUGCGGAAUCUGCGCAGGGAAGACUGAAACCUAUGUACAUCAGUGCGACAGUGAUAUGGUUUCUCAUUGGACUGUCUUUGCUCGGUCUACUGGAGUUUGCAUUAUCCAGCUAUUAUGGCUACGGUGAAAAAGAAAGUUUACUGUGCUGGCUCCUUAAAGAAUAUGUGCAUUUUUAA